Molecule: messenger RNA, 2109 nt
Organism: Saxophila tyrrhenica
Lineage: Eukaryota; Fungi; Ascomycota; Dothideomycetes; Mycosphaerellales; Extremaceae
Exons: 2
Coding region: 1-2109 (702 amino acids)
Biological process (GO): nuclear polyadenylation-dependent snRNA catabolic process; TRAMP-dependent tRNA surveillance pathway; nuclear polyadenylation-dependent CUT catabolic process
Cellular component (GO): TRAMP complex
Molecular function (GO): zinc ion binding; RNA binding
Source: RefSeq, a predicted model, not a curated record
AUGGCGCGCAGCAAAGCGAACAAGCGCAAACGGGCGGCUGCCCAAGAGAACAGCGAUUCCAAGUACAAACGUGCGAAGCUCGAUGACCCUGACACAGAAGAAUACAGCCCAGAGGACGGCGAGGUUCUGUCGGACUCGCCUGCUAGUGACAGGUCGAGUGUGAUGUCUCUCCGUCCGUGGAAGCCUAACAUCACCCAAGUGAGGAGGCAAGAACAGAAAGAACAGAGGGCAGCGGAAACGAAGCGCUCGCAGGAACAAGCAGAGGCGCGCGAGCAAGCGGAAGAACCCGCAGCAGUCUAUCCGACCACACUUCUCCUUGGCAAGAAUCCAAUUAAGACCUUGGAAAGGUUGUCGAGGAAUCCGACAGGCGUCCGCGACAUGGCACCGAGGCUUGAUACUCUGUAUCAUAACUCCUCGCAAUCCAUCUGGAAGGAAGUCAUCGAUCGAGAGAUGAACGAUGGCUUACGGCAGGAGCUCCAACUUCAGCAGGACCUUACCCCAACUCUGUCCCCUCGCGAAGUGCUACUCAAUAUUGCGACCAAUGGAUCAAGUUUUGUGGCGAUCAACGGACCACGUCACAGGGAGCAUGCUAAGGCAGUCUUGGCCGCGUACGUUGGCAGGGCAGAGACUGCUUGGUCAUACAACGGUAGAGUCCGCCCAGAAAAUCGACUCUCUUCUCGGACGGCCAUUCCUACGUAUGACAGUGGCAUGGUACAAGACGACGGCUCGGCAAGCGAAGCAUCUUACGACCCACCACCAGCAUUCAACUCUAUUAAUCAGACUGCAGCUGCUAACAACAGCUCGACAUCCAAUCUCCCACCACUGUCAUCGUACCCCAAAGCCUCCGCCUCGCGCGCCCCGCCACCAGCCCCACACCCCGAAUCCACCACCGCAGCUUCCAACACGAAGGCAAAGGCAGGGAAGCCAUUUCUCUCUGAGGACAAUGCUCUGCACCUCCUCGCGCAAUCGCCAGACAACAUCAUUGGCAACUUAAGAAUCUUCCCAAACGGCCUCGAAUACCGAAUGCUGGCUUUGAAGCUCAACGAGCUCCAUCGUUCCUCACCCGACCAAGCUCGUAUCGGUCUAAAGGGCAAGCUGCGUAAAGCAAUCGAGAAGCGUGAGAAGUUCGAGGGGAGACACCUCUCCACUGUAGAGCUGGUAUUGGAAGCGGCAAUCAAGGAAUCAGAACACAUGAAGCCCGCCAAGAAGUACUUGACCAAGUAUGCCAGGAGGGCAGAAAAUGGACGGUAUUACGCCGAUCCUCCGCCCCAGGCAGAAACACGCUUCUCAUCCCCAUCAGCUGAUGACGAAGAUGACGGCGAUAGCGACGCUGGUAUGGCAGAAGACGACGAGGCGGAGACUGAGGCAUCUUACGAUCCACCAGCAGCGUUCACCGCUGUCACCCGCCCGGCCACCUCCGCUCCGUCAGACCCCAAAUUCAGCAGCGCAGCCUCCUUCACCCCAACCCUCAAAGUCCACGAACUCUCCCCCCACGACCGCGACCUCCAAGAACGCUACUUCAACGCCUCCCCCGAGUCCGACGUCCACUGCCUCUGCUGUGCCGCCCUCGGCCACCUCGCGGACUUCUGCCCAGCCCGAGUCUGCGCGCACUGCCAAUCCGACACCCACUUCUCCUCCGCUUGCCCGACCCACAUCAAAUGCGCCCGCUGCCGACGGCGCGGCCACAAAGCCCGCGACUGCAAGUCCUUGACCUCCAUCGCUCCGGGCGGGCCCAACGACCCUUGCGACUAUUGCGGCGGGUACGGCCACGUCGAAGAAGUAUGUUCGUCGUUAUGGCGGAGCUAUGCCCCUGAUCCAGCGACGGUGAAGAAGAUCCCGAGCCACGAGAUGGUGCGGGCGUGCUUCAACUGUGGUAUGGCCGGGCAUUUUGGGGGCGAUUGUCCGGAUUUACCGCGGUUUCUGGCGGAGUCGAAGGGGCGGCCGCCGUGGUGUGGGGAGUGGGCGAGGGCGUUUACUUUUGAGGAGGGCGGUGAUGAUGAUGCUGGUGUGGGGGUGAUGGGUGAGUACGGUGCGAAUCGCGUGAAUCCUUCUUCGUCGUAUGGGCGGCAGGCGUGGCAGGUGGGGUUGUUGGAUGAUGGGAGGGAUUGA